Molecule: messenger RNA, 2589 nt
Organism: Rhinichthys klamathensis goyatoka
Lineage: Eukaryota; Metazoa; Chordata; Actinopteri; Cypriniformes; Leuciscidae
Gene: lsp1b
Product: lymphocyte specific protein 1 b
Exons: 13
Coding region: 182-1714 (510 amino acids)
Biological process (GO): muscle contraction
Molecular function (GO): calmodulin binding; actin binding; myosin binding
Source: RefSeq, a predicted model, not a curated record
GAAAAACACAUGGAGAGAGACAGAGGAAGGGAGCGAGUGGAACAGAGAGAGAGAAAGAGAUUGACUAAAUCCUGCUCAGUGAAAGAGGGGGAGCACAUUCACACCCUUUAGGGGACUCACAGGAAAGGAGCGAGAAUCAGAAAACCAGUCAGAUAUCGUAUUCAGUCAGUGAAAGAGAAACAUGUCCAACUCAAUCCUGCGAAGACAUUCCAGCAAAAAGGGAUUAGAUAACCUCAAGAGGAUCACUGUGCAGCGCAGUCUGGAGGAUGCAGAAGAAAUUGAGAGAGAACAACGACGGCGUGCAAGAGCCAGUACCUCUACUGAGGCUUCUCAAGCUACUGCACAGACUCUGGACAACCAGGGUCAGAAUGAUGUGGUUUCAAACUCUCCUCCAUCCUCUUUGGAAGAGGACGAAGGCUUCAGUGAUUGGACACUUCUGAGCAGGCGCAAAGAGGAACAAAUGGAACAUAAAGAUGUAAAGAAACAUCUCAACGGCUCUCGUCCCUCAAAACUCCAGCUCUGUUCCAGCUCUGCUCAACAUAGUAAACUGCAUGAUUUAAACGUGUUUGACAGCACCCCAUUUAUACAGACUCGACCCCCCUUUUCAAAUCAGCAAAACCUGGAUGAGGAUGGUAAUGAUGAAGACUGGGGUGGCAGAGAGCAGGAAAGAAUGGCUAAUAUUAAGGCAGCAGAGAGGGAGGAGGGAGAGAUCAGACGGUGGUGUGCCGAGGAGGAGGAUCCGAGAAGGAUGAAAGGUCAUGAAUCAUCUUUCUGGAAGAAACAAAAUCAGAGCUGUAAUAUAGAUGAGAAGAGAGAAAAAAAGGUAGAGAUGAAGAUAUCCUACACCUCCACAGUCCUCCUCCAACAGAAUGGGAGACAGUACAGCACAAAUGGACAAGAGGGGAGGAGAAUAAAUGACAGUGUGACGGAGGAAGUGUUUGUGAAUAACAGUGAAGAGAACCAGCAGCACAGAGAAACAGAGGAUCAGACUCAUGAGGAGGUGCGGAGGAUGAUGAGAGAGGAGGAGAGAGAGAGGAAGAGGAGGGAUGUGAUGGAGAAGUUAAAGAGGUUGAGUAUAUCCAGCGGAGAUCCAGAGGAGCCUUUCAGUCCCCUCAGCCCCAGGAGCCCCUCCUACAUGGCUGAGGGUGAGGAGUGGCAAUCAGAAGGUACAAGCUCGAUUACUGAGAGGACUGAGUCUCUAAACCGCUCCAUUAAAAAAAAGAACAGCAUAAAGAAGACACAGCCUCCCACGAUCAUCUCAAAGUUAGAUGGCAGAUUGGAGCAGUACAACCAUGCCAUUGAGGAGUGCUAUAAAGAGGGGAACGUAGUCAAGCUAGUGGAUGUCCCAACAUCACCAGAGCCUGUAUCUGCUCGGAAGACCCUGUUUGAGGCGGGUGAAGCCUGGAAUCAGAAUUCAGCAAGGGCCGUGUCCUCUAAGGAUGCGGAGGGAAUGAAUGUGGGCGUGACAGAUCUUAUUAACCAAUGGGUGAAAGGAAACUCUGAUGUCAACACCAAGAGCCCUUCCUCCAAAGCAGCUUGUCAGGAUGUUAAGGCUGGUGAGGUGCGUAACAUAAAAUCCAUGUGGGAGAAUCUGGGAGACAACUUGUCACAGGAUAAAUCAUGCGCAAAGGGAUCAUCUGGAAAAAGGUACAAAUUUGUUGUGAGUGGGCAUGGAAAGUACGAGAAGGUCUUCAUUGAUAAUGACACAAACUAAGGAUCAAGUAAGAAAUCUGGCUGCUGGACACAUAUGUCUGAAGACAGGAUGCUGAUGUGAUCACCGUCCUUCAGUUAUUGCACUGUUUAAAAAAAAAAAAUUUAAACCCACUAAAUUUGAAAAAAAAAAAUGCAUUUUAAUUGCUGCCUUACAUUUUAAGUAAAAUCAAAGUGGUGCCAAAGCCACAAUCACUUUGAAUGAUUUUACUGAUGAAGAACAUCAUAUAAUUGGGUAAAAGUGACAGAAAUUAUUGUAACAAGUUACAUAUUUUGGAAACAAGGAUGCUGUUUUAAUCACAAUUGACAGUUACAGUGUGGUUAUUAAUUACAAUAACAUCACAUUAAUGUGUCAAACCUUAAAUCAGAGGUGUUCAAUCCUGCUCCUGGAGAGCCACAAAUUUAGUUCCAAGUUCCAAUACAACUUCCUGCCUAAAAGUUUGUAGUGUUCCUGAAGACUUUGAUUAGCUGGUUCAGGUGUGUUUAAUUAAAGAGCUAAACUCUGCUUGGGAACAGGAUUCAACACCUCUUCCUCACCUCUUAGGAUUUUUGUGUAAACAAAAGUAAUUUACAGAAAGUAAAUUCUCAUAAAUAUAUAUAUAUAUACAUUUUGUCAAAAUGUGGAAUGAUUUCUUUAUAGCUGAUACAAAUUUUCUUUUAGUUUAAAUAGCGUUUUCAUUCUGAGCAUUCUUACUCUCGAUGUCCUUCUCUCAAUUAGUUUUCUUUACUCUCUCAUGAUUUUCUUUUAGAAUAUUGUCUCCAUAUAAGUGAGUAAUAUUGUUAAGUAUAGCCUUACACAGUCAACACAUGUAAACCAAUCAACCAAACAUCUGUGCAGUGUAAGGUGUAUUUGUCACAAAUAAAACUCGUCAAUUUUCA